Molecule: messenger RNA, 480 nt
Organism: Moneuplotes crassus
Lineage: Eukaryota; Ciliophora; Spirotrichea; Euplotida; Euplotidae
Source: the annotation of a GenBank genome assembly
ACAUCCAUGCCAAAUACUACUACUACAAGCUCAUUCUGUGAAUAUUCUGACGAGUUCAGCCUCAACCGGGAGACAAGAUGGAAGAGAUCUGUUAUCAGAGAUCACUAUGAGACAUCCAAACUAGCUGAAGAAACCCUCAGAGAGUCCAGAAAAGCAAGGAUGAUCAUGGAGCACAGCCUUGAUAGCACCAGAGAUACUCUAAAUAUCUGGCGAGACUUUGAAGAAAAUUAUAAUCACUCUAUCCUAAACCUUAAAGAAAGAAUAAAGAGUCACGAGGCACAAGAAAAGCGGAAGCAAGAGAGAAAGAUCAAGCUAGAGAUUAGACGCAUCCACUUGUCCAGGCCUACACAAAUUUCAUUGUUGAGAAAGAGCCAAAGAAAACCAAUCGAGAACUCUAAAAUUCAUUCUGAAGGUUUGAAAAGUUUAAAAUUCAGAUAAAUACUGCCCAUAUAUCUUAUUACUAAUUAAAUUCUCUCUUAA